This is a messenger RNA of Pelagomonas calceolata, 617 nucleotides long. The record is from the annotation of a GenBank genome assembly. NCBI's taxonomy places the organism in Eukaryota, Pelagophyceae, Pelagomonadales, Pelagomonadaceae.
GGGGGGCGACGCUCACGGUACGUCACCGCGUGCGCUCGGCGCCCGACGGGAGGGGAGUGGGGAGGGGGGCGGGAAACGGAAGAUGACGAGCUCAGACCAACGUCUCGCGCUUGAGCUUCUUGUUCUCGGCUUUGAGGGCUUUGAGCUCGGCGCGGAGGGCGUCCACGGCACUCAUGCCGGUGGCCUUGCGCUUCUUGGGCGCGGCCUCGGACGCCUGCUUCGACAUCUCGUCCUCGCAGACCUCCUUGACGGCCGCCUUCUUCUCGUCGAGCGCGCCUUCGGGCGCGCCGAGCGCCGACUCCGCCGUGCGGCGGACCUUCUUCUGCGUGGCUUUGCCGUCGAGCUGGGCGAUGGUCUUCGAGCGCCGCGCGGCGCUCUGCGACGUCGAUGGCGCCUUGCGCUUGCUGCUCUUCUUCGGCACGAGCACGCCGAGCUCCGACGCCUGGAGCACCUUGACGCAUCGGCGCCGCGCCGCGACGAGCUUCGCGCUCGGCUGGUGCUUCGCGGGCAGCUCGCCGUGGAUGACUAGCGUCGUUCUGGACGUCAUGGUGUCGCUCGUGGAGGCGACGCCGCGCUCGGAUCUCAGGUACUCGCAGACCGCGGCCUUGUCGGCGAAG